This is a messenger RNA of Cynocephalus volans (Philippine flying lemur), 450 nucleotides long. It is a transcript of the gene RUMY1, whose product is annotated as family with sequence similarity 72 member A. NCBI's taxonomy places the organism in Eukaryota, Metazoa, Chordata, Mammalia, Dermoptera, Cynocephalidae. Gene Ontology annotation, cellular component: cytosol. The coding region runs from base 1 to 450 and encodes 149 amino acids. The record is from RefSeq and is a predicted model, not a curated record. The transcript is spliced from 4 exons.
AUGCCAACGAAAGCCACCCCAAGGUGGACCAAGGCUGUCUGUGUGCAGAGGAACUGGGGAGGGGGCUGGGUGCGGGCUGCGCUGCGGUAUGUGAGCCCGGGCAGAGUCCCAGACUGUGCGGUGAUGGGCGGAGAGACAUGCAGUCCUGAGAACGCAGUGGACUUCAUUGGAAGAUGCUAUUUCACCAAAAUUUGCAAAUGUAAACUGAAGGACAUCGCAUGUUUAAGAUGUGGGAACAUUGUGGGUUAUCAUGUGACUCUUCCAUGUAGUUACUGCCUUCUUUCCUGCAACAAUGGACACUUCUGGAUGUUUCACAGCCAGGCAGUUUAUGGCAUUAACAGACUAGACUCCACUGGUGUAAACAUCCUACUUUGGGGCAACUUGCCAGAAAUAGAAGAAAGUACAGAUGAAGAUGUGUUAGAUAUCUCAGCAGAGGAGUGUAUUCGAUAA